UACUAUUUUAGAAAAUACAGGGUCUAUUUUGUCAUUUAACAAAACACAGGGUCCAAUCUGUAACUUUUACAAAACACAGGGUCCAAAAUAGUAUUUACCCUAAAAUUUACUAUAAAGCUUAUAAUUUUGAAAAAAUUUUAAUAUAUAAUUAUCUAACCAACUAAAUUACUUAAUUGAUUUCAAGGAAAGAGAUAUAUUUAUUUCAAGUUUAUAUAAAUGGUAAAUAAAUUUAAUAAAAUACUUUACUCCAAUACAUUAUUUAUUUCAAUUUGAUGUUGACAUCUAUCCUUUUAGCCUCUAUAUCUUCCAACUCUGACUUUCGUUCUUGUUACACUCUGACUCUCCAGUCUACCCAAAAGCGUUACUCUUGAGCUCUCUAAGGAGCUUUACAGGGAAUUUGUCAAAUAGGUGCAAACUAUUUUCUUAAAAAAAAGAUGUUAUAAUUUUUCAAACAAUAUAUAAAAUCAAUAAGGUCAAUACUUGUGGAGUAGACUAGACUACUAUUUACAGGAACACAAUGUAUAAAUCAUUUUAUAAAUGGCCGUUUUAACUGUCUAGUUACCCCUGAUUUCUUACUUGUUUGUUUUACGGUGCUAGAUAUCAUUUUUCUUCUCUUCUCUUGCUACAUCAACUUCUCAAAUGAAUAAGCAAAAAGUUCACAGUGAAAUGAAUAAGCAGUUUAAUUUUAAGUGUGUGUAACAUAUUGCAGUUUUCUGCAAGUAAUUAAGGUUGUGGUUAAAAGAAGAAUCCAAGAUGGUUGAUGGCCCAGGUGGACUCGAUGCUAUUGCUAAAGAAGCUGUUGAUUUGGAGAAUAUUCCUAUAGAAGAGGUUUUCGAGCAUCUUAAAUGUACAAAAGAUGGUCUGAGCUCUGAUGAAGUUCAAAAGCGAUUGGAUAUGUUUGGUUAUAAUAAGCUUGAAGAAAAGAAGGAAAGUAAAAUACUGAAGUUUUUGGGCUUUAUGUGGAAUCCAUUGUCAUGGGUCAUGGAAGCUGCAGCAAUAAUGGCCAUUGCUCUUACACCUAUUGGGAAAGACAAUGACUUAGAUUACCCAGAUUUUGUUGGAAUCACAGCCUUGCUCAUUAUCAAUUCAACCAUUAGUUUUAUUGAGGAAAACAAUGCUGGUAAUGCUGCAGCCGCUCUAAUGGCUCGGUUAGCACCGAAAGGAAAGGUACUGCGUGAUGGGAAAUGGAGUGAGGAGGAUGCUUCAGUGUUGGUUCCUGGAGACAUAGUUAGUAUUAAACUUGGUGACAUCAUUCCUGCUGAUGCACGCCUUCUUGAAGGAGAUCCUUUAAAGAUUGAUCAGUCUGCUCUUACAGGAGAAUCACUUCCAGUAUCAAAAAAUCCAGGUGAUGGGGUUUACUCAGGUUCAACCUGCAAGCAAGGUGAAAUCGAAGCAGUUGUCAUUGCAACUGGAGUUCACACUUUCUUUGGAAAGGCAGCUCAUCUUGUGGAAAACACAACACAUGUUGGCCAUUUUCAGAAGGUCCUAACAUCAAUCGGAAACUUCUGCAUUUGUUCGAUUGCUAUUGGGAUGGCUAUUGAAAUAGUAGUGAUAUAUGGUCUGCAACAUAGAGGAUACCGUGAUGGUAUCAACAGCCUACUUGUGCUCCUAAUUGGUGGCAUUCCUAUUGCCAUGCCAACUGUUCUUUCUGUUACAAUGGCUAUUGGAUCUCAUCGUUUAUCACAGCAGGGUGCCAUCACAAAGAGAAUGACUGCCAUUGAAGAAAUGGCUGGAAUGGAUGUCCUAUGCAGUGACAAAACAGGCACAUUGACACUUAACAAGCUUACUGUAGACAAAAGCAUGAUUGAGAUAUUUGCCAAAGGUGUUGACAGGGAAAUGGUUGUACUUAUGGCAGCAAGAGCAUCAAGGCUAGAAAAUCAAGAUGCUAUUGACACUGCAAUUGUUGCAAUGUUGGCAGACCCUAAAGAGGCACGAGCUGGAAUUACAGAGGUUCACUUCCUUCCAUUCAAUCCAACUGAUAAAAGAACUGCACUUACGUAUAUUGAUGGUAGUGGGAAAAUGCACAGGGUCAGCAAAGGUGCACCAGAACAGAUUCUCAAUCUAGCACAUAAUAGAUCAGAAAUUGAAAAGAGGGUACAUGCAAUAAUUGAUAAAUUUGCAGAACGUGGAUUGCGAUCCCUUGGAAUAGCACGCCAGCAAGUACCUGAGGGAACCAAAGAAAGUCCUGGUGGUCCCUGGGAAUUUGUUGCUCUUCUCCCACUCUUUGACCCUCCUCGCCAUGACAGUGGUGAAACAAUCAGAAGAGCUCUUGAUCUUGGUGUGAGUGUUAAAAUGAUCACAGGAGACCAACUAGCUAUCGCUAAGGAAACUGGAAGGAGGCUUGGCAUGGGCACAAACAUGUAUCCUUCUUCUUCUCUCUUAAGUGAAAACAAGGAUGGACUUGCUACCCUUCCAAUAGAUGAGCUCAUUGAGAAUGCUGAUGGUUUCGCUGGUGUCUUUCCUGAACACAAAUAUGAGAUUGUAAGGAGAUUGCAAGACAGAAAACACAUCUGUGGAAUGACUGGUGAUGGAGUGAAUGAUGCACCUGCCUUAAAGAAAGCUGACAUAGGAAUUGCUGUGGAUGAUUCCACAGAUGCUGCUCGUAGUGCUUCUGAUAUAGUUCUAACUGAGCCAGGAUUGAGUGUCAUCAUAAGUGCUGUCUUAACAAGCCGUGCAAUUUUCCAAAGAAUGAAAAACUACACGAUAUAUGCUGUGUCAAUCACAAUACGUAUUGUGCUAGGAUUUAUGUUGCUGACAGUCUUCUGGAGAUUUGACUUCCCUCCUUUCAUGGUUCUUGUCAUUGCUAUUCUUAAUGAUGGUACUAUAAUGACCAUAUCAAAAGACAGAGUAAAGCCAUCUCCAGUUCCUGACAGUUGGAAGCUCAGUGAAAUUUUUGCAACUGGGGUUGUCCUUGGUGCUUAUCUGGCUCUUAUGACCGUUAUAUUCUUCUUGAUAACCUAUGAAACUAAUUACUUUCCGAAACAUUUUAAUGUGGUUAGUAUGUAUAAAAAAGACUUCAGCAAGUCAGACGAAGUACUUCAACAAAGAUUAGCAUCUGCUGUAUAUCUUCAAGUCAGUACCAUUAGCCAGGCCUUAAUAUUUGUGACUCGUUCAAGGGGUUGGUCAUACUUUGAAAGACCUGGCCUCUUACUUGUUUCGGCCUUCAUCAUUGCUCAACUGAUUGCUACAGUAAUAUCAGCUACUGCAACUUGGAAAUUUGCUGGCAUAAAAAGUAUUGGCUGGGGAUGGACCCUUAUAAUUUGGAUGUAUAAUAUUUUGACAUACUUGCUGCUUGAUCCACUCAAGUUUGGCGUUCGGUAUGCUCUUAGUGGCAGGGCCUGGAAUUUGGUAGUUGAACAACGGACUGCAUUUACAAACAAGAAGGACUUUGGAAAGGAAGCUCGCGAAGCAGCAUGGGCGACUGAGCAGAGAACAUUGCACGGUCUUCAGAUUGGAGAGACAAAACCAAUUUCUGAGAGGGCCACCACUUUUAGAGACAUAAAUCUCAUGGCGGAAGAAGCAAGAAGGCGAGCAGAGAUUGCCAGAUUACGGGAGAUUCAUACUCUAAAAGGAAAAGUUGAGUCAUUUGCCAAGCUGAGGGGUCUAGAUAUCGAAGCCAUUAACCAACACUAUACUCUUUGAAUAUUGAUGUUUUUCUUAAACAAUAUGUAUCAUGUUUGCUGAACUAUAAAAAUAUUUCAAGUUUGUUAUUCAUAAUCUUUUGUGUUAAUGUACACAAUGAGUUGCAUAAUUUCUUAUGCUUUUACUAAUUACAUAACGAAUAAAUUUCUAAAAUAUGUUCAUGAAA
Molecule: messenger RNA, 3808 nt
Organism: Cannabis sativa
Lineage: Eukaryota; Viridiplantae; Streptophyta; Magnoliopsida; Rosales; Cannabaceae
Product: plasma membrane ATPase 1
Exons: 21
Coding region: 754-3642 (962 amino acids)
Biological process (GO): proton export across plasma membrane; regulation of intracellular pH
Cellular component (GO): plasma membrane
Molecular function (GO): ATP hydrolysis activity; ATP binding; P-type proton-exporting transporter activity
Source: RefSeq, a predicted model, not a curated record